UAAAGGAUUUUCCUGUUGCUAAAAACCAUUAAUGGUGGUGCUAGCGUGGUGCUACCGUUGGUGCUGCAGAGUUGGAAAUCGCAUCGCCACCACCCACCACCUCCCCAUUCUGGCGCUGGAGUCUCGACGUCGUCCUUGAGGUUGUUGUGCCGCACGCAAGACGACGACUGCGAAUCGUUUGUCUUCUGCAGUGUGUUGUUUGCUGGUGUCGUACCAUCCGAAGGCUUAUUCCCGGAUUUUAUUGCGGAUAGUUAGUUCGAAGUGACGAAACGACACGAUGGCCACCACCACCACCACCAAGUCAUCGUCCGCGCCCUUCCUGUUCGAGGUCCGGCCACGGUCGUGCUCGGUUGCUGCGGCGCGCCCGGUACGCAGUGUGAAGAGUGCCUCGGCUGCGUUGCGUCCCGUGCCAGCGUUUUCCAUCGAAUCGCUCCAGAAGAACACCUACGUCAUGGGACCACCGAAGGCGCAAAAACAACGUUAUCUGAUUCAACCGAAGGCAACCUCCUUCCGGAUGUACUACGAGCGGGGUGAUUUGCCGAUCAAGAUGGAGUACCUGACCGGUGGCGAUAAGAUCGCCUGGACGGUUGACAUCGACAAGCUCGACUAUGGCCUCUACCUGCCGCUGUUCUUCGAUGGGCUCUCCGAGACACGCCAUCCGUACAAAACGUACGCCCGGCAGGGUGUGCAGGAUUUGCUGGCGCACGGAGGGGACAAAAUUUAUCCCGUCAUUCCACAGCUAAUUAUCCCCAUUAAGAAUGCGCUCAACACGCGCAACAUGGAGGUGAUGUGCGUUACGUUGAAAAUCAUCCAGCAGCUCGUAAUGUCGUCGGAUCUGAUUGGCCCGGCCCUGGUACCGUUCUACCGUCAGCUGCUGCCCAUGUUUAAUGCCUACAAGGUGAAGAACAUCAACUCGGGUGAUGCAAUUGAUUAUGGCCAGAAGAACAACAUGAACGUGGGCGAUCUGAUCGAUGAAACACUGCAGGUGCUGGAGCGGCACGGCGGUGAGGACGCAUUCAUCAACAUUAAGUACAUGGUACCGACGUACGAGUCCUGCUACCUAAACUAAAGACCUGCAAGUGGUCGAGAUGAGAUGGAAUAGUGUGGAAGUUAAUGUCGUGUUGUUGGCGAUGCACGGUGAUGGCCUCCGACGAAUUCUCCAGCAACUGGCUGGUGCGAGCAGGAUCCUCUGACUGCUCACUAGCAUUGUUCGCGCACAUACCAGGAUGCCAGCGAGCGGAGGCGAUGGAUCGAUCGAAAGGGACAGGACAGAGCAGACCAUUGCUGAGCUUAACACACGAUGACAGUGCCAAAAACCUAGAGUAAGAGGGAGGAAAACGAUCGAUGGCCAUCGUGCCAACGGUGCAUUCCUUCAGGUGAGCCAUUCCUGAAGCGAACGUCCGGAAUGCGAAUGAGUGUGAAGGGGAGGGGGAAUGAAAGGUGUUCAGAGAAUGUUUAGCAGUCGUUGGGUUUAGUAGAUAGAGCAAAUGUUCCCUGGUGGGGUCCGGUAGGCUAGAAGAAAUUGGAUGAAAAUGCACCGACACCUGACAUGCUCUAUUUCAAACAAAACACACACUCUUACAGAUACACAUACACCGCAAAUGAACCGAAACAGAUGGCGCAUAUACGUAGCAUAAUUGACUGGCCGCAACGAGGUUCGUUCUUUGGUUAUUCGGUGCAACUUUCUGGCGGUACAUUAGUAAAUGGUAUAAUUGAUAAACUUAGUCUAGCAGGAAUCUAGUUAAUACAAGUUCUUUUCAUUACAACGACACCAUCUACGCAUAACAGUGAGCUAGUAAAUAGUGAUAGCAAGUAGGAUAAAUAUGAAUAUCCGUAUCUCUUAGCUUAACUCGGCUAUCUGGAUAUAUCGGGAAACCAUUUUGGCCUUAUCGAAGAUGCACAACCGCGGAAGCUCGCAACGGUGUGAUGUGUGUUCGGAU
Molecule: messenger RNA, 1940 nt
Organism: Anopheles aquasalis
Lineage: Eukaryota; Metazoa; Arthropoda; Insecta; Diptera; Culicidae
Product: parkin coregulated gene protein homolog
Molecular function (GO): Hsp70 protein binding; Hsp90 protein binding
Source: RefSeq, a predicted model, not a curated record